Messenger RNA from Elephantulus edwardii (Cape elephant shrew), 1251 nucleotides. RefSeq names its product sialidase 1 (lysosomal sialidase) (gene NEU1). The transcript is spliced from 6 exons. Lineage: Eukaryota; Metazoa; Chordata; Mammalia; Macroscelidea; Macroscelididae. Gene Ontology annotation, molecular function: exo-alpha-sialidase activity. The record is from RefSeq and is a predicted model, not a curated record. Gene Ontology annotation, cellular component: membrane; cytoplasm; lysosome. Bases 1 to 1251 code for a protein of 416 amino acids. Gene Ontology annotation, biological process: oligosaccharide catabolic process; ganglioside catabolic process.
AUGACGGUGGAGGGACUGAGCUCAACGAUCCUGGAUAGACCCCAGGGACUGCUAAUAGUGGAAAUCUGGAAAGACUGUGGGGCUCAGGUGUUUGCUGUGAGCUUCUUGCUGCUAUUAUCUCUGUCAGGAUUUGUCGUGGGAGCAAAAAGUGACUUCAGUCUGGUGCAGCCUUUGGUGACCAUGGAGCAGCAACUAUGGGUGAGCGGGAAGCAGAUCGGCUCUGUGGACACUUUCAGAAUUCCCCUCAUCACAGCCACUCCUCGCGGCACUCUCCUCGCCUUUUCUGAGGCCCGAAAGAUGUCUUCAUCGGAUAUGGGGUCCAAAUUCAUCGCUCUGCGGAGGUCCAUUGACCAGGGUGACACAUGGUCUCCAACCAAGUUCAUUGUAGACGAUGGGAAGACUUCUGAUGGGCUGAACCUGGGAGCGGUGGUGUGUGACACUGAGACUGGCAUGGUGUUCCUCUUCUACUCUCUCUGUGCUCAUGGGUUCGGCUGCUCCGUGGCCUCCACCAUGUUGAUGUGGAGCAAGGAUGAUGGCCUUUCCUGGAGCAAACCCAAGAACCUCUCCCUGGAUAUUGGCACUGAAGUGUUUGCUCCUGGACCAGGUUCUGGCAUUCAGAAACAGCGAGAACCACAGAAGGGCCGUCUUAUUGUGUGUGGCCAUGGAACACUGAAGCGGGAUGGAGUCUUCUGCCUCCUCAGCGAUGACCAUGGGGCCUCCUGGCACUAUGGAAAUGGACUUAUCGGCAUUCCCUAUGACCAGCCCAAGAAGGAACAUGAUUUCAAUCCCGAUGAGUGCCAGCCCUAUGAGCUCCCUGAUGGCUCAGUUGUCAUCAACACCCGGAACCAGAACAACUACCACUGCCACUGCCGAAUGAUCGUCCGCAGCUAUGAUGCCUGUGACACACUACGGCCUCGUGAUGUGACCUUUGACCAAGAGCUUGUGGACCCUGUGGUAGCCGCAGGAGCGCUAGCCACCAACAGUGGCAUUGUCUUCUUUUCUAACCCAGCCCAUCAUGAGUUACGAGUGAACCUGACCCUGCGUUGGAGCUUCACCAAUGGUACCUCCUGGCAGAAAGAGAGGCUGCAGUUAUGGCCAGGACCCAGUGGCUACUCGACCCUGGCAGUGCUAGAGGGCAGCAUGACUGGACAGGACCACACUCCCCAGCUCUACGUCCUGUAUGAGAAAGGCCAGUACGAAUGCACGGAGAGCAUCUCCCUGACCAGGGUCAGCAUCUAUGGGACUAUUUAA